AUGUCUCCACAACUCGCAGUCCCCUCCAAGCACCGUCGUCUGACAAACCAUGUCGUACGCGUUCGAGGCACCAUCCAGAAUAUUAGCAUUCUUCGAGAGCGCUCAGGUGACCCGGUUUCCUCAAACGAAACCGGCCAGAGGCUCGUAGAGAUCGUCAACAAAUGGUGGAUCCUGUUUGUCAUUGCCAUCGUUGUGCUACUCGUUCUUCUUGUCGCUGUCCUGGUAGGCAUUGUCAAAUGCUGCCUUAAACGCGAUAAAGCUGCGAGGACCAGCAAGGCACUACAUGAAACAGCCAUCUCUGACGAGAAGAAGGCUGCCGCUGCAGUCGAGCCUAUGAUCGCUCAUCUCGGCUCAAGACACAUCGUGGCUCCUGGGUUAUCUCCUAACGUCACUUCUGGAGCCCCAAAUAUCGUGGUCACGCCAGCCACUGCGUCGCCUUCCAGGACACGGUUCUUCCAUCGAGCACGUAUUCCUUUGACGGGGACUCGUGUCCAAACGUCUCGAGGCGAUGAUGAUUACGACGGCGACGAUGAUGAUGAUCAAAUCAAGCUCUACCGUGAGGGUAUCGUUGAUACUACUGGUCUGGCUCCUCGCCUCAGUUCGGAGACCACGCGUAGCGAUUUCAACGGGAGCGAAGCGGAUAUCGCACAUGCUCCGGCGAUAUACCCAGCAGAUCGCCAUCUCCGGCUUUACCACGAUCAAGACCUCAGCCAUAGCUAUGCCUAUCCACACCCAGAUUUUGUUCCCGAGUACGAAAGCCAACAAGCUGUCGGGAAGCUCGACGAAGUUGACCUUCAAAGCCCUUCGUAUCAAUCGCCUAGCAAUCGUUCUUCCGUCUCCUCUGCAAAAACCGUUGAAGUCUCUCGUACUGCUGCUCUUGCCGCUCGUGUCGCGGCCAUCCUUGCGAAGAGUUCCUCCAAGAACGUUUCCAUAGACCACGAAGAGCGUAGUCGAAAUGUUCAUAUCGGAGAUGACAGUGAGGAGCCCAUUUCCCCGACGUCCAGCGAGCAUGACCUUACGGAUGCUGAGUUGGCAGCUCUUGCACUGCAGUUCCCCCCUCCAGCCUAUCCAGUCAAGUCGAGAAGCAAAGCAGGUUCCGACGGUACCACAGAGAAGACCCUGCCGCUUCGUCCUCUGAAGGAUGGUGCCAAUACGAGCGACAAGGGUGACGGUUUCAAGUUUUCCCUACCCCAAUUCACCUUCCAGCGCCCUGGUUCACGUACGGGUGCACCGAUGCCACCCGUCAAGGCUGCCUCUACCCAUACGGCGUCGCCACCUCUCGUUGAGCCUCGACCCCGCUCUUGGACACCACCUACGGCGCCUGUAUUUAUCGAAAGACCAGAGCUGAGCCGCAUGGCAAGCCAUCAAGACUUGCAUCAUGUAAAGGCACCUUCCCAUCAUCCGACAGGUAUGAUCGCUCGUGGGAUCAGCGCCUCUCGACCUUCUACGCCAUUUCAGUUCAGGCACCCUUCUCCACCACGCGCCAGCCCCAAUCGUAGCCGCGGACGAAGCCCUAAUCCAAGCCGACCCCGCGGACGAACCGACCCAGUCUCGGAUCGUUAUGACGCGGUUCAUCUGGCGAGAGACACUGUGGGAAACCUAUCUGAGCAUGGAGACGACGAGGGGUCGGACAACCAAGAAUUGCACCACGUUGCUUGA
Serendipita indica DSM 11827 is the source of this 1659-nucleotide messenger RNA. Lineage: Eukaryota; Fungi; Basidiomycota; Agaricomycetes; Sebacinales; Serendipitaceae. The record is from the annotation of a GenBank genome assembly.